This is a messenger RNA of Corticium candelabrum, 1170 nucleotides long. RefSeq lists its product as uncharacterized. The transcript is spliced from 2 exons. Bases 1 to 1170 code for a protein of 389 amino acids. Gene Ontology annotation, molecular function: nucleic acid binding. Gene Ontology annotation, biological process: DNA integration. NCBI's taxonomy places the organism in Eukaryota, Metazoa, Porifera, Homoscleromorpha, Homosclerophorida, Plakinidae. The record is from RefSeq and is a predicted model, not a curated record.
AUGUGGGGAGACAGUCAACGGUGUGCCUUUGAAACAAUCAAAGAAGAUCUGUCUCAACCACCAGUUUUAGCUUUAUAUUCUCCAACCAGACCAACAGCUGUGUCAGCAGAUGCGUCAACAUAUGGUUUAGGAGCAGUUAUUCGACAGAAGCAAGACAAUGGAGAAUGGAAACCUAUUGCAUACGCAUCAAGGUCACUUACCAGUGCAGAAGCUAGAUAUGCGCAGAUAGAGGAGGCACUUUCUAUCACAUGGGCAUGUGAUCGAUUCCGUGACUACUUACUGGGAAUGGCAUUUCACGUGGAAACGGAUCAUAAGCCUUUAGUGUCUUUGCUGAGUCGUAACCUUGAUACUCCGGAUACCUUAUCGAGGAGUCCACUCCAGGAAAAUAGAGCCAGUUCAAAAAGCCAAGAAGUAGCAAUCGCAUCUGACGAGUAUGUUGAUCACAUACUCGAUUCUCUACCGGUGCAAACAGAAACUUUGGCCAAAAUAAGAGAGCAACAAUAUGCAGAUGAAACAAGCUACCAGCUGAAGCAAUUCUGCAGGAAAGGAUGGCCGCCCAAACAUAAGCUCAAAGGAGACAUCAAGAAAUUCUGGGCAGUUUCAUCGGAAUUGUCUGUGGAAGAAGGACUAUUACUACGUGGUAGCCGACUGGUUAUCCCUACCUCAAUGCAAGCUGAGAUUCUGCGUAAGUUACAUUUGGGACACCUUGGCAUUAUCAAAGGUAGGGAGAGAGCACGUUCAGCAGUGUGGUGGCAAGGAAUUACAUCACAAUUACAAGAUAAGAUUGAACAUUGUUCAAUAUUUAGCAAACAACGGCCAAUACCAGUCGAACCCUUAUUCCCAACGGUUUUCCCUAGUCGACCGUGGCAAACAUUGGGCACUGAUUUGUUUGAAUGUGGAGGGAGGUCCUUUCUGCUAGGCGUGGAUUAUUAUUCGAGAUAUCCUGAAGUCGUUUCCCUGACAAACACAUCUUCCAAAAAACUAAUAUACAAGAUGAAAGCCAUAUUUGCUCGACACGGCAUACCAGAUGAGGUCAGAUCGGAUAAUGGUCCUCAAUACGCCUCCGAGAUAGUCGCAAAGUUUGCAAAAGAGUACGACUUUGUGCACCAACGAGUAGUCCGAGAUAUCCCCAAUCGAAUGGAGAAGCCGAGCGAAUGGUACAGACUAUGA